GGCGCGAACACGCCGCUCGAAUAUUAGGUACAGAGUGCAGCCGAGUAAGAGGCGUUCGCGUUUCGAAGCGGCAGCAGUUGAACUAUUAAAACUUUUAAAAAGAAUUUAAGUGUUUUCGGCCAGUGACUUUUGUGAAGUGAUCAGUGAUGAGGCCGCCUACGGAAUAUGACGGGGGAGCUCGGGUGCCGACGGAAGCCGAGGAGGUGGACCCGCGGGCGCCAGCGAUGAUGAUAUGCGCCCGGCUCGCAGGCCGCGCCAUCAUUCGCGUCGUCGGACGCUGCGAGGAUGCCCAGGAAAACAGCCAGCUCGACCUGUCAGAAUGCCAGCUGAUGCAAGUCCCAGAUGCAGUGUACCACCUCAUGCGACACACAGAGCUUAAGACCUGUGAUCUCAGUGGCAAUGUCAUCACCAAGAUACCUCCCAAGUUUGCGGUCAAGUUCAGUUUGAUCACAGAUUUGAACCUCUCAAACAAUCAGAUGGCCAGAUUGCCAGAUGAGCUGUGCACACUGGCUUGCCUGGAGCGGCUAGACAUCUCCCAUAACAGCUUUGUGGCCCUCCCGGCCAUCGCCUGCCAGUGUCCCAGUCUCCACACAUUACAUGCACACCACAAUCAGAUCAUUGAGGUAGACGUGGACCGGUUGGCGCGAUCGCGUGCCCUCGAGUACGUGGACCUGAGCGACAAUCCCCUCCCCCCGCGCGUGCACGACGAGCUCAAGCAGCUCUCGCGGCCCUCCGUGGCCGUGUCCGAGCGCGUCAAGGAGGACUGGGAAGAGGACCUCAUCCUCUAGGAGGCUAACUCGCGUUUGGGGCCAGAGCUGACAUUUAUACGAGCUUGUGAUACUCGAUUUAUAGUCAUUGUAGUUGUGAACGUUCGUCUUUUAUUAUAAGUACAAGAGACUUUUUUAAACCUGCGUUUUUAAGCAAAUUUGACCAACUAAAGGCUCUAUAUAGUCACACUGCAAAUUGUAUGUAACAAAGCCUAUAAAACCCAAUUCUAAAUGCAUGGAAAUGUAAUUUAUAUCCUGUUGAGAUCGAUGCAGUAUUUUUCGUAAAACAGCAGUAUUUUGGUAACUAACAUGUUAAUUGUACUUAUUAUUUGUAAAGCUCGUAACUACGCUGUGAUACUGGCCCUAACCUACCUGUGAUCUGUUUAUGAGAAUAUGACAAUAUAAUAUUGUGUAUUGUUAGUUCGUGCAUUGCAUAUUGUUUUAUGUAAAAUUAUGUACCUAAGAGUAAGAGUAAAUGUGGAUUCCGUUCACUGCAUUACCCGUGUCGAAAUCAUGGUUUGCACAGACAUAGUAAUUUUUAUUUUUUUUUAUCUACCAAGUGCUUACUUUAUUCUGGUCCUAAUUAAUGCUAUACUGGCGCUGUUUCAAAGUAUAAACUAUUUUGGUUCAACCAAAGAUGAAUGAUAGGACCUAGAGACAGCAUGUAGUAUUAAAGAUAUGGGUUUGUGCAAUAUGUUUCCAGUGAGUUCUCAGGGGUUGAGUGCUGUAACGGAUUUUAAUAAUAAUGAUCGAAUUACUUUAUUGUGCUCAAAGAGAUUGUGUACUUAAGUAUAUUAAAUACAUAGUGGUAAGCCAGGGUGAAGUUUUUUUUUUAAUCUAUAAUGAUGAUGAGUUUUGUUCAAACGAUACUGAACUGAAGGUACCGUAAAAUGUGAAUACUUUGCUCUAAAUUUUGCUCCAGAAUUCGGAAUUUAAAAUGAUACAUAAAAUUAUUAUAGUGUGAUAGGUAUGUUGAUAUUUGAAUAUGUAUAUUUAAAGUAGACCAUCACCACUAUUAUGUUGUAACACUUAAAUGAGACAGUGAUAUAUUUUUCACAACUGUUUGAGUAUAAUUACCCAGUGGGGAGCAAUGUAGGCAUGUUUUACGGUAAAUAUAUGACUUAUAUGAGUUAGUCAUUGUGUAUAACACCAGUGAUACUGAUAAGUUUCUAUAAAGAGAUACAAUACGAUUGUAAUGUUAAUAAGAAUAAUGAGGAUAUGCGAUUACUCUCUUUGAAUUACAGUACAUACACUACAGACAGGUACAAACACCAACACCCCUAACUGUACAUCGGUGGACCUUAUUGCAAAAGGCAUAAGGUCCACCGAUGUCCAGUUAGCAGUGUGGGCGAUGGUAUAUGAAACGGAUAUCUAUAAUACGCCUGCUGACUGGCUUAAUUAUAAUAAGUUUUUAUAUUGAAUACUAGUCCAUUCAUUUAGAUAAGAAUGUGCUUUAUGAAUAAGAAAAUAUAGAGAAAACUCUAUUUUGGUGCUAAAGGCAUCCUUAUAUUUAAGAUGAAGUGGCAGUUUAUUAUGUUUAACAUAUUUUAUUAAGAAUUAUUGUGCUUCUUAACGGUUUUUGUUUGUUUUACGCAUUUUAAUCGAUUUAUAAAAUAUCAAUAAAGAUUGUCCAAAGAUUGUUUUGACUGAAGAUAAUGAUUUAAUUGAAUAUAAAUAUGAUAUGUAUUUAUUAUAAAAAAUCACGUAAUUUUCUAAAAUUGUAUUUUCUGAUAUAAGAUUUAUAGGGUUUUAUAAAAGUAUUGGUACCAUGAUGUAAUACUUGUAAUAUAUUAUAAAAAUGAA
This is a messenger RNA of Cydia fagiglandana, 2570 nucleotides long. It is a transcript of the gene Sclp, whose product is annotated as leucine-rich repeat-containing protein 57. The coding region runs from base 147 to 788 and encodes 213 amino acids. Gene Ontology annotation, molecular function: protein binding. The transcript is spliced from 4 exons. Lineage: Eukaryota; Metazoa; Arthropoda; Insecta; Lepidoptera; Tortricidae. The record is from RefSeq and is a predicted model, not a curated record.